Molecule: messenger RNA, 3599 nt
Organism: Folsomia candida
Lineage: Eukaryota; Metazoa; Arthropoda; Collembola; Entomobryomorpha; Isotomidae
Exons: 9
Coding region: 696-1676 (326 amino acids)
Source: RefSeq, a predicted model, not a curated record
CUGUUCUGGCACUCACUCACUCUCCUUCCUACCACCGAUCCUCGCCAGUUUUGGUCUUCACUUUCUCUCCAACAGCAUCACAGCCACUGCAACUUUCACGACGUAAACAUCACCACCAGACCCUCUCGUACCACCACUACCACCACCACUCCCUCCCUCGCUGCUAAAUUUGAAAAAUAAAAUCAGUGGUGGGAAACCAUCCUAGACGUUCCGGGGAAAUUUUGAAGUAGAAAUUUAACCACUGUGAUCUUUUAGAAUUUAGAGAAAGUCGGUUCUUUUCGGUAUGUAGAUUGUUUUUUAUGUACGAAAAAAGUGAGAGUGUGGGUGGUAAUAUUUUUUUUUGAAGGAUAUUUAUAAGUUUGAUUUGUUUCGGAAAUGUUUAAUAAGAUCAGGUUUAAAAAAUGUGACUUAAUUAAGAAGAGGAGAGACAUGCAGUGAAAAAGAUGACGAGUGUGUCGAGGUUGAUUUUUUUGUGUGAGUGAGUAAAAUUACCACAACAUAGUUUCUCCUCACACGCACACACAUGUGGUGGAAUUCGGUCUCAUCAUUACUGCUCCAGCUCGAGUUUUAUUGUUCUAGCUGAGUUUGCAUUUUCAUUUAUUUAUUCAUUCUUUGUUCUCUCUCUUCUCUCCUUGCGAAAAGUGAGGGGAUUCAGCUUCAUCAUAGCUAAUCACAUUUUGACCGAGAGGCGAGACAUGAGUGAUCCGUACUACCCGAGGACGCCUGGUGAUUUCGAGCGUGCCGGUGGCAGCAGUGGUGGGAGUGGGGACCCCGGCGGGCGCGGGGGCAGUGGCGGGGGUGGUCAAAGCAAUUACGCUAAAGUUUAUCGCCACGAUGAACACUCCUUCUCCACCGUCCCGCUCGGAGAAGUAAUUACGGAACAGCCUAAUUCAGUUAUGCAAUCAUUCGGCUCACAAAUUUCUACCGGAGUACAAAAUGCUUUCGGCCGACCCCCACCACUUCCUCCGAUGAUGAGCCCGCAGCUCAAUGCUGGCAUCCCACUCCCCGGAUUCGACUUGUUGGAUAGGAUUCCAGCAUUUAAGAUACAUAAUACCGACGGCUACUCGACGUGCAAACCCGGCUACAAGAUAUACAAUGGUACUGGUGACCUGGUAUUCAAAGGGAUUGCAGACACGCUCUUCUGCCCCUUUGACUCCAAACAGAAAUCCGUCUACGUCAAGGAUGCCAAUGAAGACUGCAUAUUCCACGUUAAGUUCACUCCUUCCAUUUGCGAGUGUGAUUCAGAGGAGAAACGAUGUUUCGCCGUAUUCUCGCCAGUGUUCGAAAACCCGUUUGGGGCCAUCCUCUUCGAAGCUGGACAACUUAAAUAUUCGCUCAAAAUACUGAAUGCACUCGAAGCUGAGACUUUUGCUGUCCAAUUUAUUGGGAGUUCCGAUAUCACGAUAAAAGGGGCAGAUGGGAGUGUAGUCGCCAUAAUAAAUAUUCACAGAGAACGCUGUCGCCGACCGAAAUUCACCCUGACUUUAAUGGAAGAAGUUAGCACGGCGAAUAAGGCUUUAUUUAUAGGCUGUGUUAUUACCCUCGACUUGGUAAUGUGUGAGGCAGUUUGCACAAGAUGCAUCUGUUUUGCCCCGAUAUUCCUCGCCUGUCUCGCAAUACUGGGUUUAACGGUGGGUUCAUAUAGUAGCGGAGGCCCGAAAGGGGCCGGACUUUGAUGAUGAUUUAAAAAAUCAGGCCAAACCAAAUGCCACCAUUCCUCCCUCGGUGGUGGUGGUAUCUUCAUAAUCAUCAUCUCGACAUUCCAGACUAAAUAUCACUCUCGGUUGUGUAUGUAUCACAAUAAAAAAGAAAAUGCAAAAUUCCGCAACAUUUCCGAGAUCAAAAACCAAACCACAAUCAAUAAAUGUCACGUCAACCCAGCCAGCCAAGCCCGACGUGAAGGAGUGAGUGAGUAAAUGGGAUGGAGACAUGUCGAAGUGAAGUACCCUUUGACUUUUAACCUUCCUCGCAGUCAGCGAAACUUUAACUUGUUUAAGUCGAACGAGUCCAAGGGAAGAAGAAGAAGACGAAGGGAAAAUAGGGACGUGACUCGGGUGCUAACUUUCUCCUACGACUACACUUUCUCCUACUAACCAACCUCUUAAUAAUUGAGUGAACAAGUGUGUGACUCUGACUUUGCUAAGUGAUUAAGCAAAUAUUACACUAUUCUCGGAAUCAAAUAGGAACAAGGAGAGAAAGCGAUAUGUUUAAGGAUACGAGUAAUAAGUGAUGAACAUUUUGAUAACGUGUACUUUCACACACAGAACAAUAUUAUGUAUACCGAUUAAUAAUUAAUAAUCAAUUUAGGAAUCGAAUAUGCAUGCAGGAAACCGUGGCCUAGCACGUAACGUGUGUUUUGGUCGGAAUCGGGGGAAGAAUUUAUGUACGUACGGACACGUAUUUCGUAACUAACUAACCUUUAAUAUGAGAUUUGACGAAACGAAAAAAAACCAAUGCAAAAAAUAGAGUAAGUCAAACUUUCACAAAAUUGUGACGAAAACGGAUUUAUUUAUACUUGGAGACGGGAGAAAGUUUUCGAUUUUUCACAAGAAAUUAACAUUAGACCACCAAAGGUGCUGGAAACUUUGGACUGGAUGGUGAAAGUUUAUUAUGUAUUCUAUUUCCCUUCCACACUUUCUCCACAAAGAAUUAAGAGUUUGACGACUAAGAGUCUCAAGAAGGCUUGAAAAUGUAUUUGCGACGAUAUUAAGUCGUACUUUCUCUUUCUGAGAUCGAAAUCUGUUAACAUGCUCACUUCGUAACAGUAUUUAUUACUAUUGAAUCAUUACUUUGUUAUUAAUUCUAUUCAAUCUGGUACGUACGUAUACUUAUCCUGUAACCUAGAAUAAUUAAAUAUUGGCGGCACAACCACCAAUACCACAUGACGUGACUAACAAUACUCUUGUAACAUUUGUAAUACUCGUAUAACAACGAUAAUAAUAAUAAGAAUAAUAAUAGAGAGAAAGUCUAGUCGAAAAAUUAUGUCGUCAGUAUUUAAAAUAAUUUGUAACCGGAGAAGGAAAACUAUCAAGUACAAGUAUUCUUAAAGUAUUAUAAACACAUAAUCCUAAUAAUUUAUGGAAUCAAUUAACUCCUUUAAAAUCCGAGAAGGGAAACAAGAAGGUAUUCAAACUUGGGAUGAAAAUCGUACUUAAUUCAAAGUUUUAAAAACUUUUACUUCUUGACUUUCACCCACCACCCAAGUUUUUAAUUGGGUGGUGGUGAUCCCGACGAAAGAAGAAAGAGAGACGAUGACACGCCAGCCAGCCACCCACGCGCUCCUCCGAAGAUAGAUUUUCAUCAAUCUUUCACAAACAAAAGAUUGAAAUGAAUGAUGAGAUCGAUGAAUGAAUAAUAAAAUCUUGCUUGUUUUAUGAAGGCUCUGUGGGUGGGUGGUUGGUUGGUUGUGUAAUAAUAAUCAUAAUGAAAGUAUUGACUUUUCAACUUGAAAAAUCACAGUGCGACCUAAUUAAGACGAGUAACGAAGCAAGAAAUUGAAUCCGGUUGUGGUUGUGGAAAAGGAGGUUCGGAUUUUCUUAUACUUUCCCUUUGUUAAAAAAGUUGGUUAAUAAAUUUAACAAGUAUUUAUCAACAAAUUA